UACAGUAACCCUGUAUUCAUUCAGCGAAUUCCAACACGACGACAAAUCAUUUUAUCUCUAGCCCUUCUUCUACAACUAGCGUCUUCUUUCACCCAGUAUUCCUGGCUGUUCCAUUUCCCACAUACAACCAGUUUACGCCCAAUUCAAUCUAUUUUCUCAAAGAUCAUGUGGGCUCCCACUCGAAACUCUUCUCAACCUUCAAACAAGAAGCUGCAGAAACAGGGAAGUGCAUUGUUAGGAGUAAGUUUCAAACCUGAAAACUUCAUUCCAGGCCUUGUUAUUGGUUUCAUAUUGGGGUUAUUUCUGGAUUUGUCGAAACCCACUAAAACCCUUUCCAAGAAGAAGAAUUUCCUAUCUGGAAAGCUUCGAGAACUAGACUUAGUUUCCUAUAAUGCUGACCAAGACCUUAAAAUGGUUUUAGUGGUUAGACAAGACCUAAAGAUGAAAGCAGGGAAGAUCGCGUCCCAAUGUGCACAUGCUGCCACUGGCAUUUAUGCUGAAUUAAUGCAUAGUGAUCGAUCCCUUUUAAGAGAAUGGGAGGAUUGUGGGCAACCCAAAAUAGUCGUUACAUGCAGGAAUCAACAAGAAAUGAAUAAGUUAAGGGAUGCAGCUGAGGGUAUUGGCCUUCCAACUUUUGUUGUUGCUGAUGCUGGAAGAACGCAGGUUUCAGCAGGAUCAAAGACAGUUCUUGCCAUUGGACCUGGACCAAACGUGGUAGUUGAUUCAGUGACAGGGAAGUUGAACUUGCUCUAAUGUUGUUGAAGCAAAAGAAAAAAACAAAAACCUUCUUAUGGUGCCUCCACAGUCAACAGUAAUGAGUCUAAUCGCUUCACAACAAUGAUGUUUCGGAGGAGGAGCAACCUUUUGGUUGGCUUGUGGAACCAAUUAGACUCAGAACAAGGAAUAGAACAAAUCAGAGCCGUUGGUAGAUGAGGAUUAUCUCUAACCAUUCAUUAGUUGGACGGAGAAAUGAAAUACCAAUUGGAAUUUGUUGCUACAACAGAUUGAGGAACCAUAAUGUUCAUUUCGUAUCUGACUAUUAUGUACUCUAACCAUUGAUGGGUUGCUUUUUUCCUUGAUUAAGUUAUGAUCUAGUGCUAUUCAACGGAAAUUCAGAAGGAAAUAAUGCUAUUUAUCAUUGUCUUAGCA
Gossypium raimondii (Peruvian cotton) is the source of this 1149-nucleotide messenger RNA. RefSeq lists its product as uncharacterized. The transcript has 8 exons. Lineage: Eukaryota; Viridiplantae; Streptophyta; Magnoliopsida; Malvales; Malvaceae. Gene Ontology annotation, molecular function: peptidyl-tRNA hydrolase activity. The record is from RefSeq and is a predicted model, not a curated record. Gene Ontology annotation, cellular component: mitochondrion; cytosol. Bases 166 to 753 code for a protein of 195 amino acids.